AUGAAUUUAAAACAAAUAGAGCGAAGGUUUGACUUACUUGACAAGAGAGAAAAAUAUGUAAAUUAUUACUAUAACCCCCUUGCUCAACCAAUUCCUGGGCUGAAGCAAUCGUGCCAUAUUAAAGAGCUGAAAAGAGAUGCUGAGAGGGAUAUUCCCAACUAUGGAUUAGUAUCUCAAAAUUUAAACAGUGAUUCAAAAGGAAAGUUAAAACCAUACCAGGAUUCAAAUAACCAGUUCAAACACAUCAAGAGCAAUAUUAAACAGUAUAUGAAUUAUGCACCCAGAUCUGAUUCCAAGAAGGAUAAUAAGUACGAGAUCACAGGGCCUCAGCUUAAAAAGAUAGUUCUUCCAGGUGGCAGCAAAAAUAGCAAGAAACAUCAUCAAGACAAAAGGUUCAGAGAUGGAAUGGAAAACUCAUUGAUGGACAACACUCUUGUGGGAUCCCAGUCUGAUCUCGAAUCUCGGCUGAAAUCAGCCCAAAGGGCUGAUGAAACUGAGUACAAGAUUCUGAUAGAGGGAGAGAAGAGAAUUCAUCAUGGAAAAGUUACAUUUAAAUAAAUUUACAACCUCAGCCAAUUCUAGAGAAAAGCAAAAGCGUAUAAUGAAUUCUUCUGCCUUAGUGAACCUAAACAAGAUUAUACAUAAGAAACAGGGAUUGAACGAGAGUAUGAGAGCUCCUAGUAAAUGAUCUUUUACUACUCCUAUUACAAAAUUUAAUCUAACUCAGACCUGAGGGACAAAGCAAAUCACAGCUGAGCCAAGCCAAAGGAUAAAAAAGAACAGCAUCAUUGGAAAAGAGCUGACUCUGUAUGAAUCCCAGCUUAAUGGAAGAUUCAAGAAGAGGAUUUGUAGUGCAAAACCUCUUAAAAGGAACCAUAGAAGAGUUUACUCAGAACAAUUCAAUAUUCCUCAACAUUCUGAAGAUAAGAGUUACAUUGUUAACAACACUGAGUACGAUCAGAUGAGGCUUAUUGUCAACAGGACACCAAGAAGAGCUCCUAAGGUUCAUAAAGUAAACAUUGAUACAGAGUCUCCAAAAGAAGUGCUUAUUCCUGGUGUGGAUGAGCACUUCUUGUACAAAAUUAGACUUCCAGAGGGUAUAAAAUAGCAUGACAGAGAAUUUUGAAAUUGACAUUGAAAAAGACAUCUGACUUCAUAUGGAAUCUGAACUCUUUACAGUAAAUGUAAAAAUCUGAAUGAUUUCUCAACUAACAGAUGAUUUCAAAUACAUUGAAUUCAUUGACUGUCCGAUAAGGUCAGAUUUGAAUGUUAUAUUGUGACCCUCAGAAGAAGACCCAACUACAUUGAAUCCAUCCAAGCAUUUCCCUUGGGUAAAAGAUAGAGAAGAUAUCGAGAAUCAAACUUUCCAAGUCAGAGUUACUUUCUGACACUAUAAAAAUACCAACCAGACUGAAGAGAUCAUGAGCAGAUUUGUCCAUUUUGGAAAGCUUAACAAAGAGAAACUGUGCAAGAUUUAUCUACAGAUUGGUAGAUACCUUCAAAGUCUAGACAUGAACAGCUCAAGAAAGCAAAGCUUUACCAUCCCAAACCCUGAAAAUAUCAUAAAAUAAUGCAAAUUCUGAUUCAAGGAUAAGCCUCCUGUUCAAGACAGAUGGAUUCAAGAGCACUUCUUAUCUGGAUGAUCUCAAUCUUGACCCAAAGAAGUUAUCUAAAAUAAAACCUCAAGGGAAUUCAUGCAAGAUCAGCGGGAGUGACUCCCUAGAUACAAUGUCAGGGCUGGUGUUUUCAAAGCUUCUGGUGGAGCUAGAAAAUGAAAAUUUUGAUGAUAUUUUCCAGCUAGUGAAUACUAUUCAUGGGCAAAUAAACUUUGAAAAGGGGCCAAAUGCAUCACAAGAGCCUAUUCUUGUACCAAACCCUCCAAAGUUCUCUAAAGUAAAUCAAAAGGCACUGGCUCUAACAGUAGCAGAUUUGGCAGAUCUCAAGCGUGAGCUAGUGAGACUAAAUGAGUUUUUCUCUGGUAAUCAAGUAAUUCUCGAGUUUGCUUCAAAAAUCAUCCAGUUACAUUGUCAUAAUGAAUUCUCCAUCUUAGUGGCAGACACUUCUACUGAGGCAAAGAACCAGGAAUUUCUAAAGUUUAUAAAAAGUAUUGAGAAAAUAGACAAGAAUAAAAGAGUUAGAUUCAGGACAUCUCCUGAAAAACAAGCUUCUCGAGUCAAAACUGGAUAUAAUAAGAAAAGGAAGAACUUAACCUCUGGGUUUAGAAAAUAGAAUAUUGAGCGCUCACCAAACAAAAAUGCACUCUUGAAAAUCAGGGAUUAGAAAGAACGAUAGGAAAAGUAACGAAAUGUCUCAUAAAGAAGAAUCUCAAUUCAUUCCUCUCGUAAAGCUCUCUUCUACAGGCCAAUUUAACUAUCUCAAAAAUUCUGAACUCCAAGACCUCUUAAUAGCCAAACCAGCUCCAAAAUCAACCAAAACCAAUCCCAAGGCCUCUUCCCCACCAACCCCAAAACGCCCUUCCUCCAAACCGCAAUGCUCUAAAGCUCUCUACAAUCAUUUCACCCUCCAAAACUUCCCUGAAGACAUCCAAAUCCAAUGUCACAUCAAAACCUCCAAAGACUCCAAAUCCUCGAAACGUAGCAAGAAAGCACUUGACAGUACCCUAAACCAAUCCUCUCUCGAUAGCUCUCUCCACGCUAGCUUGAUCCCAAUCCAUCCUCGUGAGCCCCACCCCAAAAUUUCCCAUCGCGCUUACGGAUCCAAAUCCCCACCUAGCCCAAGUGCCGCUCCUUCUUCAGCCGCGGCACCAUUCCCUAAAUUUGACCUAACCCAGAUGAACCAGUACACUGAAUUAUCGUACAAAAUCACAGAUCUAGAUCCAGUCACCACUGCACAAGAUGCUGACAACACAGAAUUUCUGAACAAGCCACUGAGAGUCGUUGCCCAGCCAGCGAGAUUUUAUGUACAAUAA
Molecule: messenger RNA, 2929 nt
Organism: Moneuplotes crassus
Lineage: Eukaryota; Ciliophora; Spirotrichea; Euplotida; Euplotidae
Source: the annotation of a GenBank genome assembly